This is a messenger RNA of Anopheles darlingi, 1053 nucleotides long. Its product is annotated as carbonic anhydrase 2-like. NCBI's taxonomy places the organism in Eukaryota, Metazoa, Arthropoda, Insecta, Diptera, Culicidae. The transcript has a single exon. Gene Ontology annotation, cellular component: cytoplasm. Gene Ontology annotation, molecular function: zinc ion binding; carbonate dehydratase activity. The record is from RefSeq and is a predicted model, not a curated record. Bases 1 to 1053 code for a protein of 350 amino acids.
AUGGCACAAACCACCGGCUCGCAUCAGGACCUUUCCGACGAAGACGCCGGAAAGAUUGAGCAACAUUCCGGCUCGUUAUCUACAGUUUCACUCGAAAACGAGGCGCUGGUGCAAUCGUUGGCCGCCACCGAAUCAUUCCUGCCUGCCCCAAUCGACAUCAACGUAGCCCGAGCCCAGCAGGUCAAUCUACCACCGUUGCAGUGGCUGCACUACGAGGAACCACCGGUCAGCAUAAAGCUGGCAAACACGGGCGAAACGGUCAUUCUGAGUGCCCGGUGGGAUGGUCCGGAUCGUCCUACCAUCACCGGUGGUUCGCUCACCGGUCGGUACGUCUUCUCGCAGCUUCAUUUCCACUGGAGUGACACGGCACUCGAAGGCAGCGAACACACGGUUGACGGUGCGCACCUUCCGCUCGAGCUGCACGUCAUCCACUAUGACGAUCGGUACGGCAGCCAGGACGAGGCACAGCCAUUCCCCGGGGGCAUCCUAUGUCUCGUUUACUUUUUCGUGCUCAAAUCACGCACGAACCAUUUCAUCACGCCUCUGAUUGAUGCGUUGGCAUCGCUUGUCCUACCCGAUUCGCACACCAAACUGGAACCGUUUCCGUUGAUCGAACUGUUCCAUCCAUUCACGGACGAGUACUUCCUGUACUGGGGUAGCAUCGGUGAGGCUGCUGGUACCGGUGCUCGGACACCGAUUUUGUGGAUGCUCUCCCGUGCACAGGAGUCGAUCAAGUUUCAGCAACUGAAGCAGUUCAACCGACUGCUCGAUAGGCGAAUGCGACGGCCACGGGACCAACCGAAACCACCGUUACCAUCGGCUGCACCGGAUGGUAGACAUCUGUUUCAUGUGAACCCCCGCACACCGAUGGCCGUGGCGACGUUGGCGAUUGAACCACCGGAAAAGUACGGCCGCUCACGGGCACGCUGGCUCGUCGAUCGGUUGGUGCUCGAUUGGAGCACCCCGGAUGCGUGUCGGCGCUAUGUGCAGGCUAUGCGCGAAGAGUUGGCCAAGAAGCACGAGCAAGAGGUCAGUGAAAAUGAUGCUGCCUAG